AUGCAUUUUAUCUACCGUGUGGUGUUGGUGCUUGCGGCUUUCGCCCUUUUCAAGGUGGAUUCUAUCUCAGCGGGUGUGACCUUCAAUGAGGAGCACCUAACCAUUCCGCGCUUCACUCGACCAGUCGAGGAGAAUCUGAUCAAACGGCAGUUAAGAGUUAUGGACGACAACGAGAGAGGAUUUCCAAGUGGUCCCAGCCUCGAAAAGAUCGAAGCAAUGUUUCAAUCUUUGACGAAUAAAAUCACGACGAAAUCAAAACCUUCCCAAAGAGACGUCCCCGACGAAAAACUAUCACAACUGCUAGGUGCAGCAAAGCCAGUAAAUAAGGCGGUUGAAGCUGCUGGCAGACUAAAGACUCUGCAGACCCAAAAGUGGCUUGACGAGGGGAAAUCAACACAAGAAGUAUUUCAGCUGCUUGAACUGAACAAGUUUAUGGUGCCUAACUUUAAAAAGAUCGAAGGCACCGUUUUUGGUCUACCGGACUUCAACACCUGGGUGAACUACGUAGACGAUUUCAACGCAAAGAAUCCUACGAAGAAGGAGUCCAUGAUCCCCACGUUGAGGACUAUUUACAGCGACGAAGGCCUGACAAGGGCUCUUGAGCUGGCCAAGACGUACUCAACCACAAAUGCGCUGGCCACUAAGUUAAGGAAGGAGCAAAUCCAGAGGUGGUUAGACGACGCCCAAACUCCGAAAUACGUCUUCGAGAUGUUCAUGAUCGACGACAAAGUGGAUGGACUACUUACAAACCCGCGAUUCAUCGCUUGGACCAAGUACGUAGACGAUUUCAAUCUCCAGUAUCCCACUUCGAGAGCGUCGAUGGAACCACCCAUUGCAGCUCACUACGGCGAUGAUGCUGUAUUUGCCAUGCUUGAAGCAGCCAAGAAAGUCCAAUUAACAGAGAAUGUUGCCUCCAGAUUGCAGGCUGAACAGAUUAAGAGGCUACUGAACAGCAAUCGCUCUCCCGAGUAUGUCUUCGAGGCGUUCAAUCUCCACGAGACUGGAGACAAUCUUCUAAGCACUCCGAUGUUCAAAACGUGGUUUAACUACCUCGAGAGCUUCAACAAAAAGAACACCGACAAAGAAACGUUGCUGGCUCCAAUUCAUAGAUAUUACCACGAUCAUGGUGUGGCAAAGAUAGUCGCAGAAGGUAUGAAGAAUCCGAGCACAGUAGAACUCUCAAAGCAGUUGCAGAUUCAGCGAUACAAGCGUUGGCUACAUGCUGAAAGGCCUCCGCGUGAUGCUUUCAACACGUUCAUCUUAGAGAAGCCUGGAGCGGAUGUUAUUAUUCGUUACAAUGAACGUCUGGACGGCAAAUUGUAUCAAGUACGUCUUAACAAGGUGUCGGAUGGGCUUCUCUCUAGUCCCGAAUUUCAGCUUUGGUCUAAGUAUUUAGACGAUUGGAACACCAAGUACCCCGACCAAAAACAGUCUAUGGCCAAGAUUUUCCAAGCCUUGUUCACCGAAGACGCUCUAGCAAAGAUGAUCAUGGCGGCACGGAAUAAUCCCAGUACGCAGAAAAUAGCCUCGCUCUUGGAGAAUGCAUUUGCCAAAGUGUGA
This is a messenger RNA of Phytophthora infestans T30-4, 1560 nucleotides long. Its product is annotated as secreted RxLR effector peptide protein, putative. The record is from RefSeq and is a predicted model, not a curated record. The transcript has a single exon. The coding region runs from base 1 to 1560 and encodes 519 amino acids. Lineage: Eukaryota; Oomycota; Peronosporomycetes; Peronosporales; Peronosporaceae.